Molecule: messenger RNA, 1611 nt
Organism: Triticum urartu
Lineage: Eukaryota; Viridiplantae; Streptophyta; Magnoliopsida; Poales; Poaceae
Source: RefSeq, a predicted model, not a curated record
AACCUUUUCUAAACUCAAGUUUUGGACAGGACCGACCUCCCGAGGCACCGCACCGCUUGGCAUACAACAACAGAGGAGCACAGCAGAACAGAGGAGCAGGCCGCCCGCAGCACCGAUCCAUCCAUCCAUCCAUCCAUCAGAGGGAAAAAACAAGGCAAGGAAAAGGCGCUUUCCGAGCAGAAAAAAAGGAUCUGGCCGCUUUACGCUUCUCCUCCGCGGGAUUUUGAUUCCCCCCACACCAUCAUCCACCAAUCAUCGUCGUCGCCAGGCGGGCGCCGCGCUAGCUAGGACCACGAGCCGGCGCGGGCUAUAGAAGUCAACGCCGGCGGCGGGCCGCGCGCCGGUGAUUCCGCGCGCAGAUCCGAAGACAGGGCAAGCGAACAGCGGCGGUGAUCGAUGGGGUCGUUCAAGGGCCACGUGCUGCCGGGGACGCUGUUCCUGGCGGUGGGCGCGUGGCACGUCUGGGCGGCGGUGGCGCGCUUCGCCAUGGACCCGGCCGGGUUCCGCCUCCGCGUGUGGAACCCCGUGGGCAGCGGCGGCGGGGCGCUGCGGCACCUGGAGCUCUACGUCAUCGCCGGGGGCGCCUUCCUGGACAUGUGCGUGGAGGUGCUCUACUCCACCCACCUCCACAUAUUCGCGCCCGGCGGCGGGGUCAACCCGGCGCACCUCAACGACCUCGAGCACGGCGGCAUGCUGCUCAUGUUCUUCCUCGUCGGCGCCCUCGCCCUCCUCUCCGAGAACACCAGGUACCUGCCCCUGACGGAGGGCGCGCUGAGCCUGCUGGCGGCGACGGCCUUCACGGCCGAGCUGCUGCUCUUCUACUUCCACUCGACCACGCACCAGGGGCUGGAGGGGUACUACCACUACCUCCUGGUGGUGCUCGUCGGGCUCUGUGUCGCCUCCAACGUCCUCGGCGCGCUCCUCCCGGCGAGCUUCCCCGCCGACCUGGCCAGCGGCCUGCUCAUCACCCUGCAGGGCCUCUGGUUCUACCAGACGGCCUUCACGCUCUACGGGCCGAUGCUCCCCGAGGGGUGCCACCGCGACGCCGCCGGGGACAUCGAGUGCCACGGGCACGCCGCCGGGGAGCGCGCGGAGCAGCUCGCCGACUUCCAGCUCUUCGCCUACGUCUUCCUCGUCUUCGCCUACGCCCUCGGCUGCUACGCCGUCGCCGCCGCCAGGUACGGCCACCCGGACCUGAGGGCCGUCGAGAUGGAGCACCGGGAAAAUGGCGCCAAUGACAGGGGUGGAAGAUUCGUUGGCAGCUCGGUGCUGUCUAGUGGCAUAUGAAUGACAUGAUAUGACUUCUGCUCUGUUUCUCGCCAUUGUCGUCUUGUUCGAUUUGGUAGAGUACACGCGACGGGCACAUCAUUGAGGGGCGGAACUGAACCUGAGGUCAGUGGGUACAAGAAUAGAGAGGGGCUGUACAUUGUGGUUAGUUAAUUACACAGCAAAAUCACAGAUCAACGUUCCCUUUAGUUUUACUGUGAAGAUAAAUGAACAUUUUUACAUGAGAGGAUUAGCAUAGGACUGUAAGAGAGUCCAUCACAGAGGGUUUUUUACUAGCAGAAGAAAGUUGGUGUUGUACACCAGGUGUGGAUUACCUGAGCAAUC